Molecule: messenger RNA, 1609 nt
Organism: Gryllus bimaculatus (two-spotted cricket)
Lineage: Eukaryota; Metazoa; Arthropoda; Insecta; Orthoptera; Gryllidae
Source: the annotation of a GenBank genome assembly
CGUGCCUCGCGAUCAGGACUCGACACUAUCAGAUCCUUUACUCCUGCCACUCUGUCUUAGUUACUCCGAACAGAAGGUAGCCUCUUCUGUGUGAGAGCUACAUUAUUUACAAGUUGCAAGCUAUGACUCAGUGCACAGAAAGGAGGUACACUUUUGAAAUUGUGGAUGAAGUGGCAAAUUUUCUACUGAGCAGAACUGUAGUGCGACCAACCGUUGGUAUUAUUUGUGGAACAGGACUAGGAAGUUUAGCAGAGAAACUGGAGGACAAAGCAAUUUUCAAAUAUGAGGACAUUCCACACUUCCCUGUAUCCAGUGUGGAAGGACAUGCUGGACAAUUGGUGUUUGGUCGACUUGAAGGAGUUUCUGUUGUAUGCAUGCAGGGGCGAUUUCAUUAUUAUGAAGGAUAUCCAUUAUGGAAGUGUUGUAUGCCUGUGAGAGUAAUGAAACUCCUUGGAGUAAAAUAUUUCAUUGCUACCAAUGCAGCUGGAGGACUCAAUGAAAGAUACAAAGUUGGAGAUAUUAUGAUCCUGAGGGACCAUGUGAAUUUUAUGGGGUUUGCAGGAAACAACCCACUUCGUGGUGCUAAUGACGACAGAUUUGGACCCCGUUUUCCUCCUAUGAGCAAGGCAUAUGAUCCUGAACUCAUUGAUGUGGCAAAGAGUGUGGUUAAGGACAUGAAUAUUGAAGACAUUGUCCAUGAAGGUGUUUACACAUGUCUUGGUGGUCCCUGCUAUGAAACACAAGCUGAACUUAGAUUAAUGAAGCUCUUGGGCAUUGAUGCUGUUGGUAUGAGUACAGUACAUGAAAUAGUCACAGCUGUCCACUGCGGUUUACGCUGCUUUGCAUUCAGUCUCAUUUCAAAUGAAUGUGUCACAGAAUACAACACCGAAGCAGAAGCUAACCAUGAAGAAGUAAUGGACACUGGAAAAAUGCGUGCCCCAAUUCUCCAAGCUCUUGUUGCUGAAUUCAUAAAGAGAGUAGAUGGAUAAGAAAUUCAUUCUCUCUUCAUUUUUAAGAUAUACAUUUUCAUAUUGAAAUAUUUCAUAUAAAGACAUCAGCCAACAUCUUGCACAUUAUGAGUGCAUAAACUGUCAUGAUCUGUGAAUCAUUAAACUAAAACUCCCCUGGAGUUUCAUUGUUAGGGUCAUUUCUGAUCCAGGUAUGCUUAUACUCUAAAAGCCUCAUGUUUGUAAGUCAUUAGUGCUUUGAUUUCAACAGUUUGAGCUCUAAUAAUCUUCUUUACUAUUAAGAUCUAGUGAGGAUAAUAAAUGUGAACUGCGCACUGAUCCCUAAUGAGGGAAAAAAGGCAAGUGUAUCAUUCAUGUCAUUCUUCUUUCUUCUGUACAGAUAUUUCUCUUAUUUAUUCUUAGAACAAAAACGACCAGCCACUGUACCUUCACAUUUAUUAUAUUUAGAAUGUAAAUAAAUUAGUGUUAUUCAAAAUGGUCUAUGUUCCUGUUACAAAAAUUAGCGAAUAUUGUUUCAUAAAAUAUUCAGUCAUUCCUUGAAAAGAUUUAUAGAUAAAAUAAUGUAUACUAUGUAAAUUACAAUUGUGUAAUAUUUUUGUAAUUAAAAUAUCAUAUUGAGCAUAUAAUUUAUAAUAAAAAUA